AUGGUUUUAAAUUCAACUGGUUGUCUCUUUCCGGAUUUGAAUCCCCAAGUUUUAAAAGUGGGUCAGUGCACGCCAGAAACAUGUGCCACUCAUGCUCUCUAUUCAAUCGUCUCUGCUCGAUGCCCGUCAGGUGAUAGAAACGCUUCAUCGUCCGAUUCUCUGUCCCCCUUCCCUUCGUCCACAAUAGUUCGAACACGAUGUAUGGUAAACCGAACCACGGAGGUCUUUUAUUGGCUUCCUCCCGUCCAGGAUUGUUUUUCCGCUAGAAGCGGAAAUACACCUUAUUUUUACGGCUCAAUAUACACUCUCCGCCAACUGCAGCAGGCCUUUUUGGCGGGAAAGGCGGCGGCAGUGGCUGUGCGAGAGAAGCCCUUGGUCUCUCUCUCCGUGGGCAUGUCAGCACUCUCAGUGGCGCUGGUGCUCAUCAUGCUCCUCGGCGUGUGUCACCGAAACGCCUCUGAUGCCUCUGUAUCCGGCUCUGGUAGCGGUGGCACCACCAUACAUCGACAACGACAGGCGGCGGCGCGACGUCGCGCUCGAGUCAGAAGUCGCCGGGAAAACGGAAAUCACGCCUCUAUUGGCACUCAGGCCGAUGCCGAACUCUCGGAUCGGCUCUUUAUCCUUCCUCGUUCUGAUCCCACUGUGCGCAACCCAACAGGCGGCGUGAACGCAGGUUUCUACGACUCGGAGGCACUAUUGGCACAUCCUCAUGAGUUGGCUGGUCAGACACCGGCUACGGCGACCUUCGCGGCAUUGUCGCAAGAGGUGGAGGCGGAUGAGGGUAGUGCUUCCACCACAGUCUUCACAGGCAGCGAAAAUUCUCGACUCUCCUGUUUGGCUGUACCUCACAUCCAUGUACCAACGGAGUACCAGCCGUCUACUCAUCCACCAAGAAUAUUUAAGGGAGUGCCUAUUCUCCCCACUUACGAGGACGCUACUAAGCGGGGUAUGUACUGCAUAAUCAGGGAUUCAGACAUUACCGCACCACCAGCCUAUCAACAUCGAAUCCUCGAAUCUGUGGACGUCGAUGGUGAGGCAUCUGUAGACAGUUCCACCGCGGCUGGCGCCGCAAGUUCAGUCGAUAACACCGACGUCUUUCUCCCCAUCUCUUCAUGGGAUCUUUAUGCCUAUGGAGUUCAUCGAGGCUCAAUCAACAGUAUGCCUGAAUUUUCGCGUAUUUACGCACCUCCCGAGUCACCUUACCCCGGUGAUGUAAGCUAUUUAUUAAUUUAUUCUGAUUGGUAUCUAUUUGGAAAAGACAUCGGCAACUGA
Hydatigera taeniaeformis is the source of this 1272-nucleotide messenger RNA. NCBI's taxonomy places the organism in Eukaryota, Metazoa, Platyhelminthes, Cestoda, Cyclophyllidea, Taeniidae. The record is from the annotation of a GenBank genome assembly.